Molecule: messenger RNA, 516 nt
Organism: Aspergillus tanneri
Lineage: Eukaryota; Fungi; Ascomycota; Eurotiomycetes; Eurotiales; Aspergillaceae
Exons: 3
Coding region: 1-516 (171 amino acids)
Source: RefSeq, a predicted model, not a curated record
AUGCUCAUUGCCAUCUUCGCAUUUGGGGUAAGUUUUAGUACAUGGUUCUUCAUCUCCACACAGGUAUGCGUCAAUCUGCUGGGCUACACCACUGUUCUGACGGCGGUAUUCUUCUUGGGAGAAGAACAUCCUGGUCGCGGAUCUAUCUAUACCACAACUGGACCUGUCGCUUGGGCCUUUGCUACUCCGGACCGUGCCGGUGGAACCGGCCAUGGAGAAGGUUAUUGGUGCGCCCUUUUGGCGACGAUUAUCUUUGUCGUCGGGAGUCUUGUCACCUUGGUCCCGACUCAGAGUAUCCUGCGACAGAUGGAAUGGGGAAAUCAUGCCGUGGCGGGCGCAUUAUUCAAUACGGCGUAUCAGGGCGGCGCUAGUGUAGUCGUCACUUUUGAUGGAUAUCGCAAUGCCUUCUGGUUGCUGGCUUGGGCAGCAGUUGUUGUCGCUGCUUCCUAUUGGCCUAAGCCUGGCGAUCGAUCGGUGCGGCUGGCGGAGGAGGCACAGCCUGAGGACAUGGAAUAG